CAAAAUGCCUUUUGGUUUCUGCUAAUAAAAACAGAAUCCCCAACACCAUGGUUUUAAUAGCUAAUAUGCCUGGUGGGGGCAUCUGAUCCACUGCUUGAGUUAAAUAUAACCCGGUCUAGUGUAAGGAGAAGAUUUAAUGGGAAAUGGUUGGCAUUCUUUCUUCCUAAAGGCACAGAGAGACAGAAGGAGAGCGAGCGAGAGAGAGAGACAUACAAACACACACUCACAGACACACACAGAAAGGGGAAGAGAGAGCAAGCAAGACAGACAUAGACAGGGAAGACAGUGUAGAGAGAGAGAGAGAUCCCCAAAGCAGACCUGCAUCUCUAAGUUGGAAUUUUACAGAGAGGAGCCAGCAUGGUCGUCCUCAGUUUAAUAGCUUUGGGAUUUUAUCUUCAGCUUUUUUUCUGCUUUGUUCUGUCUCACACUUCAUUCAUCGACAGCGUCUUCCCCGUUUCCUCAGACCUCCCUUGCUUGGAACAGAAGAAACGAAUUAAUAACAGAGCAUGCUGUCUCCUUGCCCCUCCUCCACCGCCGUUAUUUCCACCACCGUAUUUCAAACAGGGCUGGGAUUCUAAGCUGCUUACCCUUGAUAUGAAAAAUGUAUGUCAAGAGCUUCAGAUAACACAAGUGUCACGUGAACCAGAAUUUGAUUGCCCUUCAGGACCUCCUGGCCCCCAGGGCCCACAAGGAAUUCCUGGUGUGAUGGGACCAAAAGGGGAAAAAGGGGAAAUUGGCAGACCAGGAAGAAAGGGUAGACCAGGUCCUCCAGGUGUCCCCGGAAUGCCAGGACCAAUUGGAUGGCCUGGGCCAAUGGGACCUAAGGGUGAAAAGGGGGAUUUGGGUGUGAUGGGAUUGCAAGGUACAAGAGGACCAAUUGGCUCAAAGGGUUACCCUGGAAGUAGAGGAGAAAAGGGAGCCAGAGGAGAGAGGGGUGACAAAGGCCUCAAAGGAGACAAGGGGUAUAUAGGUUUCCCUGGAAUGCUGGGGCAGAAAGGAGAAAUGGGUCCAAAGGGAGAACCUGGAGUGCCUGGGCACAGAGGACCUAUUGGAAGACCAGGAAAACGAGGCAAACAAGGACAAAAGGGAGAUAUUGGACCUGCUGGAAUUAUGGGUCCACCUGGCAGGCCUGGUCCUUCGGGUCAACCAGGUCCACCAGGACCUUCAGUAUCAGGACAAUUAGCAAUAGGACCAAAAGGGGAAAGAGGGCUUCCAGGGCCUCCAGGGAGAUGUCUCUGCAAACCCCCACAAAAUGUGAAUAUCCCACCAUAUGAGGAAUCCGUGAUUGGACACAGCUAUCCAAAAGUCCCUGCGAUUUUUGUGGUGAACAAUCAGGAGGAGUUGGACCGGCUGAACACUGAAAAUGCUUUAGCCUUUCGAAGAGAUCAGAGAUCUCUGUAUUUCAAGGAUACCAUUGGAUGGCUUCCAAUCCAGCUUACCCCUUUCUAUCCUGUGGAUUACCCUGUAGAGGAUGGCAGCACCUGUGGAGAUGGCAUCAUCCAGGAUGGGGAAGAAUGUGAUGAUGGCAAUACUAUUGUGACGGAUGACUGUAUAAGAUGCCACCAUGCUUACUGUGGAGAUGGCUACCGACAUGAGGGAGUAGAAGAGUGUGAUGGAAAAGAUUUUGGAUAUUUGACAUGUAAAACAUAUCUCCCUGGGUCUUAUGGAAAAUUACGGUGUACUUAUUAUUGUUAUAUUGACUCUACACAGUGUCGGUAUUUCACAUGAAGGGAAAAUGGAGGUGGGUAGCAUCCCACAUGUAACAGAAACACCAGGUGCUACACUAUCAUCAAUCUGAGACGGACUGGGAAAUCGACAAAACCUCUGUGUUGGGGGGAAAAAACAAAUAUCAUGCUGCUGAUGGCUCUUU
Mauremys reevesii (Reeves's turtle) is the source of this 1870-nucleotide messenger RNA. It is a transcript of the gene COLQ, whose product is annotated as collagen like tail subunit of asymmetric acetylcholinesterase. Bases 358 to 1728 code for a protein of 456 amino acids. The record is from RefSeq and is a predicted model, not a curated record. The transcript has 17 exons. NCBI's taxonomy places the organism in Eukaryota, Metazoa, Chordata, Testudines, Geoemydidae. Gene Ontology annotation, molecular function: heparin binding.